CUACUACGUCGGAGCAGAUCCAACAGAUUGAAGAGGCGAUGGCUCCAAAACAGCCGAAUACAGGGCUAUCUGUUGGCCUAAACAAAGGCCAUGUUGUGACCAAGAAGGAAUUAGCUCCACGCCCUUCUGACAGAAAAGGGAAAACAAGCAAAAGAAUCCACUUUGUGAGGAGUCUUAUCAGAGAAGUUGCUGGAUUUGCUCCAUACGAGAAGAGGAUCACUGAGCUUCUUAAAGUUGGAAAGGACAAGCGUGCCUUGAAGGUAGCCAAGAGGAAGUUGGGUACUCACAAGAGGGCGAAGAGGAAGAGAGAAGAGAUGUCUAGUGUUCUCCGCAAGAUGAGGGCUACUGGAGGUGGUGAAAAGAAGAAGUGAGGCCUGUAUCCACCACUAUUGAUGUUUGAAGGACCCAGUUAGUUAAUUCACCAGCUUUUACAUUUGCAAUGUAUUUUUGUUUUCAAGAAAGACUUGUGAUCAAAAGUUCCCUGUUUAUGUU
Molecule: messenger RNA, 492 nt
Organism: Solanum tuberosum (potato)
Lineage: Eukaryota; Viridiplantae; Streptophyta; Magnoliopsida; Solanales; Solanaceae
Product: 60S ribosomal protein L36-2-like
Biological process (GO): translation
Cellular component (GO): ribosome
Molecular function (GO): structural constituent of ribosome
Source: RefSeq, marked provisional